UUUUCUUCAACAGGAAAUGACUUUUAUUUCUAAUGUGCACCGACCGGAAGUCCGCAGUGCAAGUCCUCCUCAGAAGGAGCGCGUCUGCUGAUUAAAGUCUCCACUUUCAGCUCUUCACUGACACAAGAGCCGUGAUGGCCAGCGAGCACAGCCGCCCGGAUCAGAUGAACGAGCCUGAGAAGGUGAAGAGCCUGAAACGUUUGUCUUCUUAUGGCACCCUGGGGGACGCCUGCCCGACGUGUCGCGGCACAGGACGCAUUCCAAGAGGCCACCAAGACCAGCUGGUGGCUGUCAUCCCCUGCAACGACAAGAGACUCAAGCCCAGACGAACGAAGUUGUACGUGUGCGUGUCCAUGGCGCUGUGUCUCUUCCUCUGCUGCCUCAUCCUCUUCUUCCUCUUCCCGCGGAGCGUCAGCCUGUCGCCAGUGUCCGUGCUGUCCGUGGUGGUCUACUUCACGCCGGGCGCCGUGCAAAUGGAGGUCACGAAUCUCAUCAACGUGGUCAAUGAGAACUUUGUGCCGGUCCAACUCGUGGAGUUAGACGUCCAAGGUCUGGUGUCCCACGUGGUCAUGGGCAAGACCAAGCUGUCCAACAUGUCCGCCAUCUCCUCCCGCUCGCAGAAAUCGUACACCUACCGACUUGACCUGUCCAUCACCGACCAGGGCCUGAGCACCUUCUGCCAGUCCAGUGAGAUCAACAUCCACACCUUGUUCCUGGAGCUGCAGAUGACCAUGAACAUCUCCUACCUGUCCCACACCGAGCAGCUGUCCGUGGACACCUUCGAGUACAUCGACUGCGGCACCAACUCCACCAGCCCGCACCCGGUCAGGUGAUCUUCUUCCCACCUGCUGGAACUGAUGGAGCUUUUUGCUGCACCUUUGCAACAUGUCCAGGUAGAAACAUGAGGGAAGGCAACACAAGUUGCACUUUAUUGAGGGAAAGAUGCUAAUGCUAAUGCUACAUGUUUACUCACAGAUUCAGUCACUUUGUGCACAUAAAUAUAAUAUAUGUUUCAUAUUUGUCACAUUGUUGUUGUUUUCUACCAGCGCAGACAAAUAUAUGCACUAUAUAAGCAAA
Nerophis lumbriciformis (worm pipefish) is the source of this 1077-nucleotide messenger RNA. RefSeq names its product transmembrane protein 106A (gene tmem106a). The record is from RefSeq and is a predicted model, not a curated record. NCBI's taxonomy places the organism in Eukaryota, Metazoa, Chordata, Actinopteri, Syngnathiformes, Syngnathidae.